Messenger RNA from Anas platyrhynchos (mallard), 5075 nucleotides. The record is from RefSeq and is a predicted model, not a curated record. Lineage: Eukaryota; Metazoa; Chordata; Aves; Anseriformes; Anatidae.
UCCUCAGAAUCACAUGGAGAGUGAAGGUGGUCUCUACUAUUUCUUCAGUAAACUUAAGAGGACACACAGGUUGCUCUCUCCCACAUCCCAGGUGGAAUGAGAUGUGAUUGUUUCAUGUUUCACACGUGAGUAAUCAGUGUUAGCUGAGCUCUUUCACUGAAUGAAUCCAAGAAGCCCUGUUUGUUGCUUUCUGAAAUGAGCAGCGGACCUUGUAAGAGCAUUUCCAAGACUGCUUUAAUGUAUGAAGUCCCAUUUUGAAACACAAUGUCAAAUGAAGCCAGUUCGGGGCAGAAGCUUUCUACAACAACUGUCAGUUCGGUUGCUGUUCAUGCCGGGAAUGCCAGUAUCGUUAUAGCUGUACUUAAGUGUGGAAAAUGGGUGAAGCUUCAGCUGGCUGAAUCAACACCAAAUUUAUUAGAAAUUGGCAGCAACCAAGAUGAGACUAAAAAACUACUACAAGAUCACGAACUCCUCCUAACUAAACUUAAGGCUUUGGAAGACCAAGUAUGGAACCUGCUGCAUGAGGCAGACAAGGCUGCAGAUGAGAACAAAGACAAGAGUCAGGUGUAUGAUGCCAUGGCAGAGACACUCGGAGAUGCAUGGGAUGCUCUCAUCAUUAUGUUAGAGAAGCGACAGGCACUUCUGGAACUUACUUCAGUGUUCUUUGAAAAUGCUCUGGAGUUUGCUGUUAAAAUUGACCAAGUUGAAGAUUUCUUAAAAAAUACUCAAGAAUUUGACAAUAUUGACACUUUGAAAGAACUCCUUCUGCAACAAGAGCAUCACACAAAAGAGCUCUUGGAAAAGUCGCUUACACUUCUAAACAAAAGCCAAGAACUAACUGAAUUUAUAGAAGGAUUCAAAUGUGAAGGGCCAAAUGCAAAUCCUGAGCUAAUUCAGGGAGCCCAUAGCAGCUGCUUGAAAAUUGACAAUCUCCUUGAACUGCUACAAGACAGGCGGCGGCAACUGGACAGAUUUCUUAAACAUCAGCGUCAAGGACUGGAGCAGGUUCUGCAAAUUUUUUUGUGGCAUCAACAAGAGAACAAGGUAACAUCUUGGUACAAGAAGAACAUCAGAGAUUAUGUACACAAGCAAAACCUAGGCUCGUCUUUAUUGGAAAAUGAAGAGUUACUUCAAGAGCAUAAAGAAAUGGAAGUCAAAGUGAAAGAAUGGAACUCCACUGUGGAACAAUUAGAGGCUGAAGCACUUAAGAUUUUGCUUUCGGAGGACUAUACAGAAAAAGAACAUCUAAACCUCACAAAUCAGAAAAUCUGUUUGUUGCAAGAAGAAGUGUGCUGCCAUAUGGAAGAAAGGAAAGCCCUGCUACAAGAGGCCAAUAACUUUUUUAAUGCUGCUGGCAAGGCACUUGAUGCACUUGAAGAUAUUGAGAAUUACUUUAGAAUCCUUAAUUCGGAAGGCUUAAGUCUGCCUAUCUUGGCAAUGAAGUACGAGGAAUUAAAGGAAGAAAUUAAAAGCUGCACAGCAAGUACUUUGCAAAAAGGACAAACUUUAGUUAAUAAAGCAGAUUCUCACAGCUCUUGGGUAACAGGAAUUCAGAAAAUCAUAGAGUAUGUUCAAAAAAAAGUGGAUCAAUUACUGAGGCAGUGUCCAGAUUAUAAAGAACUUACUUUGAAGAAACAACAAUGGAGUACCUCACUUGAAGAACAUCUAAAUAUGGUAUCACAGUUGAUUAAAAAAAUCACCCCGAAGAUUGCAGUUGCUUUGGAGAUUGAUUCCUGUUUGUCUGAGUCAGAAAGAAUUUUGAACGAACACCUGGAACUGGCUAAUCAAAUAAAGGAAGCUUCACAUGAACUGGAAGCAGCUAAUGGAAUCAUCAAAGAUAUAGAAGAGUUUGAACCCAAGCAAAUGGCAGCUUUUUCUAGCAAAACUGACUUUCUGAAUGAAGAACUGAAAAAAAUUGAAAGAAAUAUUAAUUCAAAACUGGAAAUCCUAACAACUUAUGUGAACUUUUUAAAGUCAACAGUGGAGGUGAAUGACCAUAUUCAAAAUCUGAAGGAUUUUUUUCAAGCAGAACCACUACAAACAAGCAGAGAGGUUGAAAAUAGAAGUGCAAUAGAGUCAGCUAAUACCAAGUGGCAAAAGACUAUAAAGAUGAUUUUUUCCACUGAAAAUUUGGGUCACAAUUUCCUUAAUUUAGCAAGUAUGGCAAAUGAGAGCUUAAUAUUGAAAGCAGAAAAUAGUGUACAAGUAACAGAAGAUACCAUUAUUAAUCUGAGUAAAGGAAAGAAAGAGCUGACCGAUCUUUGGGCAGUCUGGAAUUUUAAAAUUAAUCAAGUAAAACCUAUCAAGCAACAGUGCUUGAUAUUUGAAGAACAACUAACUAAGACUACUCAUGGGCUAAAGAUUCUUCAAGAGGCUCUUAGGCUUAUAUCAACAAUUGAUCUUGGAAGUGACCUUUGUAUUGGCUUAGAACUGCAAAAGCUUAACAAAAUGAAACCACAGUUUCAGCAACUGAAUGCUGAAAUGGAGUACAUGAUAAAAGUAUUAGAAUCGCCAAGUCAGAAAGGAUUUCCUGUGAAAGAGAAUUCUGAGAGAAUGAGUGAGCUUAUACAUCUAUAUCAAAUGGUAAAGAACACGAUGACAGAAUAUGAUGAAAUUUUCAACAAAACAGUUAAAUUCCAUCACGUUAAAAAAGAACUGGAAUGUCUAUCAAAAUCAGGAGAACUGGGUAUUCCUGAAAUAACUGAGGGCCCUGAAGAUGUGCACCAUGCUAAAGCCUACCUUUUGAAUGCUCAGAAGAAACAUGCGCAUAUCAGACAGCUUUAUAAACUGUUUAUUACCCGGGGAGUGGAUAUCUUGUCUGCAGUGCAGCAAACUAAUUGCUUGAAUGUUUCUGUAAAGAAUCUGAAGCAAGAACUUGCUAGACUUGAGUGCGACAGCAUUAACUGGAGUUCCAAAGCAGAUAAAUAUGAGGAAGAACUGUCACAGCAUUUCCAAUACUGUACCAAUCAAGAGGAGAUAAAUGAGCUCAGAGAAUCAUUUAAGGAUCUCAAAAAGAAAUUCAACAAUUUGAAGUUUAACUAUACCAAGAAAACUGAAAAAGCUCGAAAUUUGAAAUCCCUUAAAAUACAUAUUCAGCAAGUUGAUACAUAUGCUGAUAAAAUACAGGUUCUUAAAAAGAAGAUGGAUAAUUUAGAGAAGAAAUUCAUUGACUCUGCAGGAAAUGAUGGUAGAGUCCUCUUGGGGUCAAUUAGUGAGUUACAAAAACAGCUGAGUGACUUUGGCAGAGUUGUGGAGGAUUACAGUCAAAAUCUGAAUCUCAUGGAACAACUGCAACAGAUAAUGGAAGAGUGUCAAUUUUGCUUUGAAGAUGUGAGUGCAACAGUCAUUAGAGUUGGCAAGUAUUCUGCAGAAUGCAAAACAAGAGAAGCAAUAGAGACUCUCUACAAGCAAUUCAUUAAGUUUAUUGAGUCUACAGUGCCUCAGCAAGAAGAAAAAGUUCAGCAGAUUAUAGACCUGGCUAAACAGUUAUAUGGUUUUGAAGAAGGAAAGAAGUAUGUUGAAAAAGCUGUAUCAAAGUACAAAGAAAUUCUUAAUUCUGUUGAUGAGUUGUGUAGAUCUCUGAGAGAAUUUAAGCAGAUUCAGAAAGAUGAGUGUGUUGAAGAGUUGGUUACCGUGCAAAAAGAAGAAAGAAAUAGCCAAGAUGCAUGUAAGACUGUUAUAGAUGAAGCAGAGGAAAAAAAGCAGCAGACGGGAUCAGAUAUAUUGCUUACAACUUCAAAAAACAUUACUGAGAAGAGAAACAUGACUCCUACCAACACUAAGCAGGAGAGGAAUAAAUUGGCUGAUAUUCCAAUUAUCUGCCCAGCUGGUAAGGAUCUUGUUUCACAGGAUACAGAGCUGUUAUCUUCGGCCAAAGAGAAGAGCUUACAGACUGAGUUCCUGGCAGAAGAAAUACCCUCUGGAGAUGAAUAUGAGUGUUUCAUGUUUCAAUCAGACGCCACCAGAAGCUGUCAGAGGCAGAUGGUUACCCGAGAAGAGAUUAAAAGUGCAUCAGAAAAGAACAGCAUGGCCAGCCUAACUGGACAGGCGCCUAACUUCUCCCAGCUUCUGUCUAAUGUAACCGUCAUGGAAGGUUCUCCAGUAACCUUGGAAGUAGAAGUAACAGGAUUCCCAGAGCCUACACUGACAUGGUACAAGAAGGGCCAGAAAGUGACUGCAGAUGAGCACUUAAAGCUUUUACAAAAGGAGAAAAAGCAUACUUUACUCAUUCAGAAGGUGUGUGAUAAAGAUGCUGGGCUCUAUGUUGUUCGGGCUAAAAAUUCUAGUGGCACCAUAUCAUCAAGUGCCAUUCUCCACGUGAAAGUACAGGGAAAACAGCCAAGCUUCAUACAAAAAUUUGGACAUACAACUUUACAGGAAGGAGAAGAUUUAAUCCUACAUUGCACUAUACAUGGAAAGCCCAAACCCCAUGUCUGCUGGACUAAGGAUGAUAUCCAAGUGGUAGCUGGAGAUAUCAGUGUUGAGAAAUUAGGAGAUACCUAUUACCUCUUAAAAAGAAAUGUAGUCCUUGCUGAUACUGGGAAAUAUAUCUGUGUUGCCAGCAAUGAAGUUGGAAAGGCACACUGUUCUGCUGUUGUAACAGUGAUAGAGAAAAAUAAAACCCCAGAAAUUUCCACUGUAACUCAGACUAAAUCAGAAUGGAAAGAUGGAUAUUUUUCAGAAAAAGUGCAUGUCACCACAGGUGAACUACUACAAACCCAGGACACAUUUUAUGUGAGAGAUCAAAGGCCAGUCACUAAACAUCUCCCAUUAAGGUUUAAAGAGAAACUCUGGCUUCAAGGAGUGUAUGUUGAACUUGUGAGGCCAACAGAGGUUAGCUUCAGUUUGGAACAUGAUCCUGUUCUUCUGCGUGCUUCAGAGGAUCAGAUGGACUGAACUACAAAAUACCUGAUUCAUGAGAGCGUUCGUUUUGUUUGCUGUGUCCAUUAUUGGGUGUUGACCAUGUGUGAGGAGAAAAUGAGUCUUUGAGUGCUAUUUGGUUUAUAUGUAGGUUACAAUUUGUAUUUUGGUUUCUCUGUAACUCAUCAUUAAUAAAAAUCCAUCUGUGCACAGCA